Messenger RNA from Rangifer tarandus platyrhynchus (Svalbard reindeer), 765 nucleotides. NCBI's taxonomy places the organism in Eukaryota, Metazoa, Chordata, Mammalia, Artiodactyla, Cervidae. The record is from the annotation of a GenBank genome assembly.
AUGCCAGCCAAAACCCCGAUUUACCUGAAAGCUGCCAAUAACAAGAAAGGAAAAAAAUUUAAACUGAGGGACAUCUUGUCUCCCGAUAUGAUCAGUCCGCCCCUCGGAGACUUCCGCCACACCAUUCACAUCGGUAAGGAGGGCCAGCACGACGUCUUCGGAGACAUUUCCUUUCUCCAAGGCAACUAUGAGCUUCUACCCGGAAACCAGGAGAAAGCGCACAUGGGCCAGUUCCCUGGGCAUAACGAGUUCUUCCGGGCCAACAGCACCUCCGACUCCAUGUUCACGGAAACGCCCUCGCCGGUGCUCAAGAACGCCAUCUCUCUGCCGACCAUCGGAGGGUCCCAAGCCCUCAUGUUGCCCUUGUUGUCCCCGGUGACAUUCAGCUCCAAGCAGGAGUCCUUUGGGCCAGGAAAGCUGCCCCGGCUUAGCUGUGAGCCGGUCAUGGAGGAGAAGGCUCCAGAGAAAAGCAGUGUGUUGGAGAACGGGACGGCCCACCAGGGCGACGUCUCGUGGGGGUCGAGCGGGUCCGCGUCCCAGUCCAGCCGGGGGAGGGACAGCCACUCUUCCAGCCUCUCGGAACAGUACCCCGACUGGGCGGCGGAGGACAUGUUGGACCCUCCCGCCCCUUGCGAGCUCAUCAAGGAAAAGACUAAGUCGGAGGAGUCCCUCUCUGACCUCACGGGUUCCCUCCUGUCCCUGCAGCUUGAUCUCGGGCCCUCCUUUCUGGAUGAGGUGCUGAAUGUCAUGGAUAAAAAUAAGUAA